ACCAGACGAGGAUGCAGACACGGAGGCUGGACCAGACGAGGAUGCAGACACGGAGGCUGGACCAGACGAGGAUGAAGCCAGAGCUGGACCCGGCGAGGAUGAAGCCAGAGCUGGGCCGCCCGGUGAGGCAGAAGCUGAAGCGGAGGGCAGACCAGGCGAAGCUGAAGCUGGACCAGGCGAAGGCGAAGACGAAGCUGGACCAGGCGACGAUGAUGAUGAAGGUGAGGCUGCUGUUGCAGGCGUGGGUGAAGCUGCAGCCGCAGGUGAGGAUGAUGAAGCUGCACCAGGCAACGCUGAAGCUGAUGCAGAGGCCGGACCAGGCGAGGCAGGACCGGGUAGCAGCGUGGCAGCUGCGGAAGCCAAUGAAGCUGAAGCUAGCCCAGGCAAGGAUAAAGCUGACGCUGCAGGCGUGGGUGGUGAUGAUGAGGACGCUGCAGGCGUGGAUGAUGACGAGGCUCGACCGGGCGAAGGCGAAGCUGAGGCUGAAGCUGGACCAGGCGAAGCUGAAGGCUCUGAAGCAGGACCAGAUGAAAAUGUCACUGCAGGCGGAAGCAUGGAAGCCGGAGACGGAGGCGCUGCAGGCGGCGGCGGCGUGGGAGCCGGAGACGGUGGCGCUGCAGGCAAUGGUGAUAGCUGGAUGGGCUCCUCGGUCCCCCCAGUGAAAGCAGCAGGCUGAAGCGGUUCCCGAGACCCCUCAGCGGAAGCUGCUGAUGAUGGCGAAGGCUGGAUGGGCUCCCCGGUCCCCCCAGCGAAAACAGGCUCAAAACCAGUAGGCA
Oreochromis niloticus (Nile tilapia) is the source of this 776-nucleotide messenger RNA. RefSeq lists its product as uncharacterized. The transcript is spliced from 2 exons. The coding region runs from base 12 to 662 and encodes 216 amino acids. Lineage: Eukaryota; Metazoa; Chordata; Actinopteri; Cichliformes; Cichlidae. The record is from RefSeq and is a predicted model, not a curated record.